This is a messenger RNA of Loa loa (African eye worm), 216 nucleotides long. RefSeq lists its product as hypothetical. The coding region runs from base 1 to 216 and encodes 71 amino acids. NCBI's taxonomy places the organism in Eukaryota, Metazoa, Nematoda, Chromadorea, Rhabditida, Onchocercidae. The transcript has 2 exons. The record is from RefSeq and is a predicted model, not a curated record.
AUGGUGCAGUAUGCUGGAGCUGUUGUAUUCCCGAAUGAUACCGACACCAAAAUGAACUUUUUCAGCUGUAAUCCCGCAAAUAUCAUUACCGUCUCAUCCAUAGAGCUGUUCGAUCGGGAUGGUUUGACAAUGUAUCCGAUUAGAUUGGAAGAUCUGGCAUCUAUCAAACUGAAGUCUUACAAUAAUGGAAAUAUUGUAAAGCUUUUUUCAGAGUAA